Messenger RNA from Mobula hypostoma (lesser devil ray), 6245 nucleotides. It is a transcript of the gene clip3, whose product is annotated as CAP-GLY domain containing linker protein 3. Gene Ontology annotation, cellular component: cell cortex; microtubule plus-end; nucleus. Gene Ontology annotation, biological process: cytoplasmic microtubule organization. The record is from RefSeq and is a predicted model, not a curated record. The transcript is spliced from 15 exons. Gene Ontology annotation, molecular function: microtubule plus-end binding. Bases 169 to 1815 code for a protein of 548 amino acids. NCBI's taxonomy places the organism in Eukaryota, Metazoa, Chordata, Chondrichthyes, Myliobatiformes, Myliobatidae.
CAGCAUCUUGGGCAGAGAGAGAGCGAGUAGGAGGAGACAUUCGGUGACUUCUCACCAACACACGACAGCGCGCAGAGAGACGAGCAGAGCCGCCUGAUUUUUUCAGGAUUUCUGAAGCUACUUGGCGGCCCACAGAAGAGUCUGUCAAAGGCAAGGCCACCUUCAAACAUGACGAAGGAGAACGUGGCAGAUGUGGCUUCCGAGGAGGAGCCCCUUGAGCCCCAAGAGCAGCCCACAGAUUUCCACAGCCCGGUGAUGGAGAGACGCAAGAAGCCCAUGGUUCACCCCUCGGCCCCAGCACCACUGCCCAAGGACUAUGCCUUCACCUUCUUUGAUCCGAAUGACCCGGCCUGUCAGGAAAUCCUCUUCAACCCGCAGACGACCAUCCCUGAGCUCUUUGCAAUCAUCCGGCAGUGGGUUCCCCAAGUGCAACACAAAAUUGACACCAUCGGAAACGAAAUUCUCAAGCGAGGUUGCCACGUCAACGACCGUGAUGGGCUGACGGACAUGACCCUGCUACACUACGCCUGCAAGGCCGGAGCGCACGGCGUCGGGGACCCUGUAGCUGCGGCACGCCUCUGCAACCAGCUGAUCUCCCUCGGGGCUGACGUCGGUCUACGCAGUCGUUGGACGAACAUGAAUGCCCUCCACUAUGCUGCUUACUUCGACGUGCCGGAAAUAACGCGCAUCUUGCUUAAGGCUCACAAAUCAAAAGUGUUGAAUUCCACCUGCAGUGACUUUAACCAUGGAACGGCCCUGCACAUCGCUGCCUCCAACCUCUGCCUGGGAGCAGUCAAGUGUCUGCUGGAGCACGGGGCGAAUCCAGCCGUCCGGAACCGCAAGGGGCAAGUUCCCGCCGAUGUCGUUCCCGACCCAAUGGACAUGAGCCUGGACAAGGCCGAGGCAGCCAUGGUGGCCAAGGAGCUGAAACAGCUGUUAUUGGACGCCGUGCCCCUGAGCUGCAACCUCCCCAAGGUCACCCUGCCCAACUACGACAACAUCCCCGGCAACCUAAUGCUCACCUCGCUGGGCCUCAAACUCGGGGACCGCGUCCUUGUGGAUGGGGAGAAGGCCGGAACUCUGCGGUUCUGUGGCACCACCGAGUUUGCCAGCGGCCAGUGGGUCGGUGUGGAGCUGGACGAGCCUGAGGGGAAGAACGAUGGAAGUGUUGGAGGGAUAAGCUACUUCAUCUGCCCUCCCAAGCACGGUUAUUUUGCUCCCGUGUCUAAAAUCAGCAAAAUUCCUGACCAAACCCCUUCUUCGGUCACAUCGACACCCAAAACGCCCCGGAUGGAUUUUGCACGGAUGACGGGGAAGGCCAAAAAGGACAAGAAAGCCUUGAGAAGAAAGUCCCUGUCGGUGGGCAGCCUGGACCCUGAGGGCACGAAGAUCAAGAUUGGAGACCAGGUCCUGGUGGCCGGGCAGAAGCCGGGAAUUAUUCGGUAUUAUGGCAAAACGGACUUUGCACCAGGAUACUGGUAUGGGAUAGAGCUGGACAAGGCGACCGGGAAGCAUGACGGCUCGGUGUUUGGAGUUCGAUACUACACUUGUUCCCCGAAGUAUGGAGUGUUUGCCCCUCCAUCCAGAGUGCAGAGGAUUGGGGGCCCUAAAACUCCUUCAGGUGAUGGAGCUGUCAACAAAAAAAUUCACCAAGUAACAAUGACUCAACCCAAGAGGAACUUGGCGACUGUGAGAACCCCCAAAGAUAUUGCAUCAGAGAGCUCCAUAUCCAGAUAUCCACGAAACAGGAGAAAACCCCAAAGAAUGAAUGACAGAAAGACUUUAGAUCCCCAACUUUUCCUCUCCCAGGCAUAAGCAGCAGCAAAGCAUCAAGCCUUCUCCUCUCCCUCCCCCAGUUGACAGCAAAAACAUCAGCACCCACCAAGCAAGCAAUAGCAAAGCCCCCAAAGAGAAACCAUGAUCUGCAGUCCAAUAAAAUCUAUUGGUCACCCAACAGUCCAACAUGCCAUAGGCCCUCUCUCUCUCCCUCCCUAACAAGGGACGGAGAGAUGUCACCUCUUUUCCACAGCGAGAGGGGAGACCAACAAAACAAAACAGCUCGCUGAUUACGACGUUAAAGUCUGCCACGUCGCGUUUCUGACUUGAGAACCGGAAGCAAGCUCCCCUACUAUCGAGAGAAAGUGAGUGGUCGCCCGAGAGCAGGUGCCUCCAACAGCUGAUCCGCUGUUCGUGACGCUCUGUUUCUCCAGCGACGCCUCAGCUGGUGACGCCAGCGUGGAAUUGGUUGGUCCGUGGGACUGCAGGGCCUCGUCCCGAAGGUGCGUGUCUUCCAGGCCGCAUCCUGGGGGUAUCGGAAAACAGCCAGUCGUUAAGCUCGGUAAGCAGGAACUGCCGUUGCAAAGGACCACAGUUUGAGUGCAGUUGUAAAUCACAGACUCUGACAGAACCCCGUCCACCUUGAAAAGGAAAAGAAGACAUUAAAGGGAAAAAGUUAAGCUGUUUCGCAGAUGAGCUCGAAGAAGCCGUUCUCUGGCAACAUCUUAGCUCCGCUGAGUUUGAUGUAGUUUUUCACUAAUUCAAUUGUAUUUGUUUCUUCUGCAGUGAAUGUCCACAGGGAAAUGAACCUCAGGGUUGUAUAUGGUGACAUAUACGUACUUUGAUAAUAAGUUUACUUUGAACUUUGUUGGUGUGUUGAACCUCUCCUUUAGCCUCCUGGGCUUCAAUAGCAGGCAGAGGCAUCGGAGAACAUUGACACAAUGGGUGACCCCAACUCUCCUGCCGCUUUCCCGUUCUCUCCCACCUGUACACAGUUCACAUCUUUCCCCCUCGCCCUCUGCCCCCCGCCCCCGCCUGCCCGAGUGUCAGACCCUGUUAAUGAGUGAACUCAGCCUUCACCGAAAUUUCCCAUAAGAGACGCAGGAUUAACCCUCUUUGCCUGCCCCAAAAUGCAGAAUCAGUGACAUUCUGAAUGGAGGAUUUGGACACUAAUGGUUGUGACCCAGCUGUGAUUCUCAUUACUUAGUUUUUUUUAUUAAUGUUUGCACUAUUUGUAAGCUGCAGAGAGUUGUAAACUCAGUCAGCUCCGUCGUGAGCACUAUCCUCUGUGGUAUCCAGGACAGCUUCAAGGAGCAAUUGUUCAAAAAGGACCCCCAUCACCCAGGACGUGCUUUGUUCUCAUCAGGAAGGAGGUACAGGAGCCUGAAGUCACACACUCAAUGAUUCAGGAACAGCUUCUUCCCCUCUGCCAUCCGAUUUCUGAAUGGACAUUGAACCCAUGAACACUACCUCAUUACCUUUUUAUUUCUAUUUUUGCACUACUUAGUUAAUUUAACCAUUUAUAUAUUUAUAUAUAUUCCCUGUAAUUCACAUUUUUUUUCUUAUAUCAUGUAUUACAUUGUAGUGCUGCCGCGUAACAACAAAUUUCACAACAUAAGCCAGUGUUAUUAAACCUGAUUCUGAUUCCAAUUCUUUUGCACAUUGGUUGUUUGUCAGUCUUUACUUUUGUAUAGUUUGUUUAAAUCAUAAAUUCUAUUGUAUUUCUUUUUUUCCCCGUAAAUGCCCGCAAGAAAAUGAAUCAUAAGGUAGUGUAUGGUAACAUAUACAUUGAUAAUGAAUUUGAUUUUGGUUUUGACUUUGUAUAUUUGAAUCCAAAAUCCUCAAACCGCCCAGGUGGACUGGGGAACUGAGGGCAAGUUUUGAAAGGCUCAGAUACUACGCAGUUCUAGUUUCAGGCCCUGUCAGCAUGAAACUAACACCGCGGUCCCAGUGGUAAGUGUGACUGAUAAUGGAUCACGGGACACCCAGCUUGUGAAUUUAGAAUCUUUACUUGUACCACAGAGGGUUUAGAAAGAACAUUACAGAGCAAAAUUCAGCACUGAAUUCACAAAAAACAAAUACCGUUCUUAUACUUGCCAGUGAUUGGCUAUAUAUGAGGCGGGUUGAGGCAGGGGGUAGAAUUUCAGUGGAGCCCAGGAGGUGGGGCUUCUUCUUCUUCAGAGAGCAGCCGCUGACCCGUGGACGCUCCUUCACCAUGAGUCAACGCGGCUCCUGAUGGGGUUUGGGACGUGAGAGGGCCAGCUGUCCAUGUCACGUUCACACCUGCGGUGUAGCAGAUGAGAUUAUUAUUUAAAUGGUGAAAGAUUGCAUGGUGCGGUCAUGCAGAGGAAUUUGGGAGUGCUUCAGCAUGAAUCACAGUUUGCCGGUGCAGCAGGCUAUCAAGAAGGCAAGUGGAAUGUUCGGUUUCAUUGCUGGAGGGAUUGAAUUUAAGAGCAGGAGAGUUAUGCUGCAAUAUCACAGGGUACUGGUGAGGCCACUCCUGGAGUACUGAAUGCAGGUCAGGUCUCCUUUCUGUGGCUUAAGAUGGCGCUGUUGAAUCUUAGCAACUUCUGGCUGGUAGCUAACGAAACGAGGAAAACAACUGAAUACUUUGCUGAUCACUCUCUUUUCUGGCAAACGAUCAUUGCAAGCAGUAGUCUGUAACUUCCCGUUGGAGGCAAUUUGAUGCGGCAGAACCAAGGCAGUGGGUCCAUCGCCAAGAGCGAGGUUCGAUUGAUUUAAGCACCAUGCCGAAUCAGAAAGGUUGGGUACAGGCCGAAUCGAGGUGCCUGGGCCCAGGCCCCAGUGUGUAUCAAGGUGACUGAACACAAUGAUUGGACGAUGAUUUAGACCAGAUCGGAAAGGUCAGGGUGCUGGGGCCUGAGGCGAGCAAUGGGCCGGUUCAGCUCCCUGCUCCAUGAUGUUUCCUCAGCUCUGCACUGAACUAUGCGUCUUGGACUCUCUUUGUGGAACUCAACUCAGACCGCUAUUUGCUUGCAGUUAUUGUUUGUAUGAGUAGCUUUUUCUUUCCUUUUCCCUGAACACUGGGUGCUCAAAGCUCUUUUUUAAUGGGGUCUUUUGGGUUUCUUUCUUUUGCGGCUACCUGUUGUGAGACGAAUCUCAAGGUUGUAUAAAGUAUACAUACUUUGAUAAUGAAUGCACUUUAAACUUUGAACUUCCUUGAGGAAAGAUGUACUGGCUUUGAAGGCGGUGCGGAGGAGGUUCACCAAGUUGAUUCCAGAGAUGCGAGGAUUAGCCUAACGUGAGAAAUUGAGUCACCUGGGACUGUACUACACCUUCAGGUUCAAGAAACACCUACGGUAUGUGAAGAAGAUAAAGCUUGUUAAAGAUUAGUUUUAUUUGUCACAUGUACAUCGAAACAUCCGGUGAGAGCGUCGGUUUUGCGUCAACAACCAGCACAGUCUGAAGAUGUGCCGAGGGCAGCCUACAAUGUGUUGCCAUUCUUCUGGCACUAAAUCUGCAUGCCCAAAAAAUCCUCACCCCGUACGUCUUUGGAAUGUGGAAGGAAACCGGAGCACCCGGAGGAAACCCACGCAGUCACUGGGAGAACGUACAAACUCCGUACAGGCAGUUGAAAGGCCCAAAGACUAUUUGAAUUGACUUUAUUUCUUACAUCCUCAUUUAGAAUAUCUGAACUUUAUUUAAACAAGUUAUUACUUUGUCUGAGACAAUUAUGAAACUUGUCUUCUUUUGCACAUUGUUUGUCAGUCUUUGUUUAUGUACAGUUACUCAUAAAUUCUAUUAUAUUUCUUCAUUUUCCUGUAAACGUCUACAAAAAACACCUCAAAGGAAUCAGAAACAAGUUUAUUAUUAACUGCAUUUGACAUGAAAUUUGAUGUUUUGUGACCACAGUACAUUCCAAUAUAAAAACAAUGAAUUACAAUUAAAAAUAGACAAUCAGUGGCCACUCCAUUAGGUACAGCUGCUGGUUAAUGCAAAUAUCUAAUGUGACAGCAGGUCAAUGCAUAAAAGCAUACAGAUAUGGUCAAGAGGUUCAGUUUUGUUCAGACCAAGUAUCAGAAUGAGGAAGAAAUAUCUAAGUGACUUUGACCGUGGAAUGAUUGUUGGUGCCAGAUGGGGUGGUUUGAGCAUCUCAGAAAGUGCUGAUCUCCUGGGAUUUUCACACACAACGGUCUUUAGAGUUCACAGAGAAUUGUGUGAAAAACAAAAAAAAAAUCAUCUGGUGAGUGGCAGUUCUGUGGGUGAAAAUGCCUUGUCAAUGAGAGAGGUCAGAGGAGAAUGGCCAGAUUGGUUUAAGCUGACAGGAAGGCAACAGUAACCCACAUAACCACACGUUACAACAGUGGUGUGCAGAACAGCAUCCCUGAACACACAGCACAUCCAACCUUGAAGUGGAUGGGCUACAGCAGCAGAAGACCACACCAGGAUCUACUCCUGUACCUAAUAAAGUGGCCACUGAGUGAGUGAAUGUGUGUGUGUGUGUGUGU